This is a messenger RNA of Panthera uncia (snow leopard), 6230 nucleotides long. It is a transcript of the gene TXLNG, whose product is annotated as taxilin gamma. The record is from RefSeq and is a predicted model, not a curated record. Bases 1995 to 3539 code for a protein of 514 amino acids. The transcript is spliced from 10 exons. Gene Ontology annotation, molecular function: syntaxin binding. Gene Ontology annotation, biological process: regulation of cell cycle. Lineage: Eukaryota; Metazoa; Chordata; Mammalia; Carnivora; Felidae.
UCCAUUGUGAACAAUUUUGAGGAUAUCCUCAGAAAAUUUUUACCAAUAUACUGGCUUGUAUAUGAAUACUUCUUAAAUUUAUACUGAGACAUUCAUCCUGCACUAGAUGUUUGUCUUUUUCCUUAGUUAUACCUUGGAGAUCUGUCCAUAUUUUAUUUACUUACUCCUUUAUUUUAGAGCAUGAGAGAGAGGGAGAGAGAGAAUCUUCCAUGGAGCCAGUCGUGGGGCUCAGUCUCAUUACCAUGAGAUCAUGACUUGAGACAAAGUCAAGAGUCAGAUGCUUAACCAACUGAGCCACCCAGGCGCCCCUGAAGAUCUGUGCAUAUUGAUGCGGAUCUGCCUUAUUCUUUUGAAAAGCUGUGCAGUUCUACCUUGUAUGGAUGAGCAUUAUUUAUUUAACCAAUUCCUUACUGGUAGACAGGUGGUUUUGCAUGGUAAGAGUCAGUAAUUUGGUGAAUAGCCUUUUUUGCCUUUGAGUGAGAAUGUCUCUUGAAUAAACUAGCCAUGGAAUCACUAGGUGAAAGUGAAUAUGUACUCAGACAUUGGUAGAUACUGCUAAAUACCCCUACAAAAUGAAUACUCUGCUAAUUUAGACUCCCCAGGACUGUACUGAGGGACAUGUUUGCCCACGUGAAGGUUUGUUUUGUGGUAGGUUAAAGAUUAUUUAUUUGCAUUUCUUUGAUCUUGAAUGAGGUUAAAUAUGUUCUUUAACUGUGGUCUGCUUGUUCACAAACUCUUGCAAAUUGGGUCUCUGACUCAUUUGAAGCCUGUACAAAUGUGGCCUUUUGGCUGGUCCAAUGUUUUCAGUUACUAUUUAGUAAAUUGAUCUUCCUCUCCUUUAAAAAAAUAAAAUAACUUUUGUGCUUCUUGAUUUAUUUAGAAAGGGCUUUCCCAUGCCAAGAUUAUGGAAAAAAAUUUCACUUAGGACUUCUAGUGCUUUGUGGUUUUCAUUUUUUUCAGUCUUGGUGCAUCUGGAGGGAUGCUACAGGAUAUCAUUCUUUUUCUCCCAAAUGGUUUGGAAAAUAUCGGAAAUCACUUCUUUUCUUUUCUUUUCCUUUCUUUUCAAGUGAUUUUAUUGGUGAAAUUUGUUUUGUUUGAUUUUUUUUAUGGUUUUUUUUUUUUUUUAAGAGAGAGCGCACAUGCACACUAGAGAGUGGGGGGAGGGGCAGAGAGAGAGGAGGAUAAGAGGAUCCAAAGCGGGGCUCGAUUUCACUAAUGGUGAGAUCAUGACCUGAGCUGAGGUCUUAACUAACUGAGCUACCCAGGCAACCCAAUCAUUUUAUUUUCUUUACCAAUUUGAAAUGACACCAUUUAAAAAAAUAUAGUGAAUUCCCACAUAUGGUUCUGCAUGGUCUGUUUUGGAAGACAGUGCUAUAUAAUUAGGAAUUCUCAGACAAGUAUUUCAUGCCUGAGAUAAAAAUAAGGACUCAUCUGUGGGAGUUUGUAUUUUGACAUAUUAGGAGUUUAUCGUCUUAAAGAAUAUAGGCAUACUAUAGAGACGUACACCAAAAUAUGCUUAUAUUCUAGUACACGGUAAUAUAUCCUUUUAUCUGUUAAAAAUUAAAACUCUUUCAUUUCAUUUCUUUGUUCUAACACAGUAAAUCUACUAAAGGAGGUAUCGAGUUAUCUAAUGCAUAUCUUAAAGGCUUUGGUCCAAGAUGAUUGCAACAGAAUUUUGAGAUGAAUGAUUGAUACAGUGUUAACUGUGUGGAAAAGUUUGCUAUCCAGAAUAAUUCUUUUAAAGACUAAAAUAGCUUUACUAUAUUAACUAUUUUAAAUGACUUAUAUAAAGCCAAAAUCACUUUUCUAAUUUAGAAAAGUACAUGAAACACCCACCAACUCCAUCCACCUAUUUACGAAAAUUAAAAAGCACAUGAAAAUGUACAUUUUUAAUAAGUUUGUAAAAUUUGUAUUUGGAAAUGUAAAAGCUUCUCAGAAUGGAUAUGUUUAGGAAGGAGGUUCAUAUUUUAAAAACCAACCAAGGCUGAUAGUGGAUGUCUGGAGAGAUACAGAGUAUCUUUGGUACGUUUCAGGAUUUCCUCCUGCAGUCCUUCCUUUGCUGGCCUGCCCUGAGCCUGUUUGUGAUUGGCACAAUGGAAGAAGCUGGAAUGUGUGGGUUAGGGGUAAAAGCAGACAUGUUGCGCAACUCUCAAUCAAAUGAUAUUCUUCAACAUCAAGACUCAAAUUGUGGUGGUACGAGUAACAAGCAUUCAUUGGAAGAGGAUGAAGGCAGUGAUUUUAUUACAAGGAACAGGAGUUUGAUGAGCCCAGCAUACUGUACACAAGAAUCGAGGGAGGAAAUUCCUGGGCGAGAGGCUCGAACAGAUCCCCCUGACGGUCAGCAAGAUUCAGAAUGCAACAGAAACAAAGAGAAAACAUUAGGAAAAGAAGUUUUAUUAUUGAUGCAAGCCCUAAACACCCUUUCAACUCCAGAAGAGAAACUGGCAGCUCUCUGUAAGAAAUAUGCUGAUCUUCUGGAGGAAAGCAGGAAUGUUCAGAAGCAAAUGAAGAUUUUGCAGAAGAAACAAGCCCAGAUCGUGAAAGAGAAAGUUCAUUUGCAGAGUGAGCACAGCAAGGCUAUCUUGGCAAGAAGCAAACUAGAGUCUCUUUGCCGGGAACUUCAGCGUCACAAUAAGACAUUAAAGGAAGAAAACAUGCAGCAGGCACGAGAGGAGGAAGAAAGACGUAAGGAAGCCACCGCACACUUCCAAAUUACUUUAAAUGAAAUCCAAGCACAGCUUGAACAACAUGACAUACACAACGCCAAGCUCCGCCAGGAAAACAUCGAACUGGGAGAGAAGCUUAAGAAGCUCAUUGAACAGUAUGCACUGAGAGAGGAGCAUAUUGAUAAAGUGUUCAAACAUAAGGAGUUACAGCAGCAGCUUGUGGAUGCCAAGCUUCAGCAGACGACACAGCUAAUAAAAGAAGCUGAUGAAAAACAUCAAAGAGAGAGAGAGUUUUUAUUAAAAGAAGCAACAGAAUCAAGGCACAAAUAUGAACAAAUGAAACAGCAAGAAGUACAACUAAAACAGCAGCUUUCUCUUUAUAUGGAUAAGUUUGAAGAAUUCCAGACUACCAUGGCAAAAAGCAAUGAACUGUUUACAACCUUCCGGCAGGAGAUGGAAAAGAUGACAAAGAAAAUUAAAAAACUGGAAAAAGAAACAAUAAUAUGGCGCACCAAAUGGGAAAACAACAACAAAGCGCUUCUGCAAAUGGCUGAAGAGAAAACUGUCCGUGAUAAAGAGUACAAGGCCUUUCAGAUAAAACUGGACCGGUUAGAGAAGCUGUGCAGGGCUCUUCAAACGGAACGGAACGAGCUCAACGAGAAGGUGGAAGUCUUGAAGGAGCAGGUCUCGGGGAGGGCUGCAGGUGCGGACCUAGCACUGCCUGGGACGCGGCCCUGCGCUGCCCCGGUGUCCCCCAAGGAGCCGAACACUGCUUCUGCAAGCGCCCCGGGAGUCUCCCCAGAGGCCGCGCCCAAGGCGGCGAAGGAGAGAACGGCCGUGUCCGCCGGGCCAGGUAUCGAGUCCGUCGACUGAAAUGAAGUAUGAUCACUGUAUCGAGAGCUAUAUUUUGUGUAUAACUUUCUGUUAGUAGUAACUAUUGGUUUUGUGGUGAAAAUUUUCUUACUUUUUCUACCAUAUCUGUAUUUUCUUAGAACUACUGGACUUACAUGGUACAGGAGGCUGCUUAGCAGUUUUGAAUAGUUUUCCUUCGAUACGUUUUCCUCAGCCGUGUUGCACAUCUGCCUCAUUUCCCUCCAUUGGAACGCAUGUGACCAUUGCUUUGUCCUAUCUUCCCUAUUCCUUGCACAGAAUUACUCUCAUUUCACUCGAGAUGGGACCGAUCAUUACAAGGGAACUUUGUUCUGAUAAUGGUUCCUUGGUGUGAAAACCAUAUUCAUUUAAACAUCCUGGCCCCCCGAUUAAUAUUACUCAAAAAGAAAUCAAGACGAUUAGCUUUGUCUUAACGGUCCAUUUAAAUGCCAAGUAAAAAUAAAGUAGGGUUGGGUCAGAAACCAGCAUAGCAUCUUUGAUUCAGAUUAGCUUUUUGAUAAUAUUUAUAUCACUUGACAAAUUGACCUGGCUGCAAGCCUCAAAUUAUUCAAAGUUUCGGCAGAUUAUGUACAUAAAGGGGUCACUUUUAAAAUAGUAUAUACAGGCAAAUCAUCGGACAAACAGGCUUAAUCUUGUGACUAAAAACAAUCCUACUGCUUCGGUUUCAGGUUAGAACUAGAACCAGUGUUUGAACUUGGACCACCUAGACACUUGGACCGCCGUGGAAUAUGGUCGUUUGUUGGCUUUGUUUGGGAUUUGGGUGCACAUCCUCCACUUCCCGCAGAAAGCAGCCACUGGUAGUUGUCAUUUUAAGCCGGGGAGGGUUCAAUUCGCGUGUAGCUUUCAUCAAGCGGAAGCCCCUCCUCUGCUGCCUUCUGGCUACUUGAAAUUUGGUGUUCAGCUAGUUGCGUGAAUCCCAACAGCAGUUCUCCAGGUUUUUAAAAAGGGAAUUUUAAUUGUGGAUCAUGCUGACCGAAACAUUUUAUUUCCAAAACAGAAAAGACUGGAACUCACAUUUUUAACUGUGGGAAGACUUGGCAGAGAGUUUUAAGUAGUCAGGAUCCAUUACUUAGGCUUUUGGUGUGUGGCUCUACCACCCCCUUUUCUUACUGUCUUUUAAGAGAAAAGCCAGUAUUAAUUAAUCUAGGUCUCUGCAACUGGCUUGGACUGGGGGAACUUGCCCUCUGAAGCAUGUCACUUCUGAAUUUGUUCGGCUUUCCUUUGUUCUUAAUCAUGUUGAGUGUGGCUGAGUUAUGCAAAUGAGAGGUCAGGUCGCACCGUGAAAGCUUGGACUUUGCUCUGAUUUGCAUUGAAAAUACUUUAUGAAAUAAAAAGGCUCUACUAGAAUGGAUGCUCUAAGCACAUUCCACUGAGCACAACUAUCAAACUGAAAUUGCUCACUGGACUGAAUGAAGUUUGUUCUGUCUAGUUAAAAAGGUUUUCUCUUUAAAAUUGUAAAGUCCUGUCACAGUCCUAGUCUAAACUGGGUUCAGAGAAUCGAAAGUUGUCUAAAGGAAGCUUCCACCCUCGGUCAUACGAAAUCAAGGGGUCAGACAGCGGAGAAAAAGAAAAGCACAGAGCACAUUCUGUCAUUACUGUCAAAAGGAGUCGGAAGCAAAAACAAAUACCCCUCCUCCAACGGCCUCUUCUUAUAAAUACUCCUUUCUGCUACUAGAUGAAAUGUUGGACUCGUUUCCCCUAGAGGAAAUGAAGGUAUAUAUCAAAUAUAAUCUACUUUGAAAUUAGUACUAAUGAUGUUUCACAAGAACUCUGCUGGAUGUACAGCUCUUACUGUUGAAGCCAUUUGUGUAGCCCACCACGUUUCUUUGUGGUGCUUGUCCUGUGUGGAAGAUGUAAAUCUUGGACCUGUUGCAUAUUUUCAAGGGCUUUAUAAAGCAAUGUGAUUAACAGUACUUGGCCUGCUGCUUUUGGCUUACUAUGUAUUUGUAGCUAGAUGCGAUCACGGUAUUUCAGGGAGGUAGAUUCUGCUUGGGAUGCACUAGGUGUCCUUUCAGAAUCUUGCCCCCUCCCCCCCCACCCUGUGAAUCAAAACAAAUGGGACCCUCUGAGGAGAUCUCCUCCCCACCCCCAAGCUGUCACCUCACCAGCUCAGUGUUGUGGCUUUGUAGCACACCCUGUGUCCACCAUAUUCUAGAACACUGUAAUGCUCUUAGGCUGGUCCAGAAAAGGUUUAAGUGUCGAAUUCACUUCAGUUGCAUCUGUUGCACCAUCCUGGGAUCUUGCUGUGUAUUAUUUCUAGUGGCGGUAGACUCCAAGGAGUAGAGAAUACUUGGAUCAUGGACCAUUUCACCCUCAGACUUGUUAGGAGUACAUUUCUUAGUCUUGAGACCAGUGUUUUUUUAGUUAUGUAUGCAACUGCCUUUAUUACACCUGGUUAUCACAAUUCAAUUCUCAGGUGUUGCAGAAAAAUCUACCUCUUUCAGACUGUAGAUGGAAAUAACUGUGAAAAAAAAAGAUGCAGAGAUCUUCUAGUUUGUGCUAAACACACUGCUUUAUUUUUUACAGCCCACGUCUUUCAUGAGGAUACGAAUUGUUCAGAGGCAGUCUUGUUUUGCUUUUCAAAGACAUUUUGUAGAGAUUUUUCACUAAUGUGAAUCUGAUUUUAUCUACUCGAUUCUGUAUAGAUGAAGUAAAUAUGUAUGAUAAAUUUAA